AAAUAAUAAACAGCUGAUUACUAGUAAAAUGGCGAAUUAUAUUUUAUUCAUUAAAUUGGAUAAGUUAAUAUUUUGAGCGUAAUCCGUCCUUUUAAAAGUAUUUUGAUCAGUUUUUUUUUAAAAUGCCUGGAACAAGUUUAGUGGUACCCGUUGUAUUGUGGGGCAAACAUGCCCCAACACAUUGUAUAUCAUGCAUUUACCUGUCAAAGGAUUUGAAGACAUUGGCCACUGGUUGUUAUGAUGGACAGAUAUGUCUCUGGCAAGUGGAUCCAGAUACACUGCAGAUGAUUCCCAGAUGUCUUUUAGUAGGCCACACAGCUCCAAUUUUAUGUAUCACAAGAGCAUCGAUGAUUCAAGAUAAUAAUUACAUUGUCUCUAGUUCUGAAGCGGGUGAAAUGUGCACUUGGGAUUUGAUAGAUGGUAAAUGCAGAGAAACUGUUAAAAUACAACAAGUACACACUAACAUGCAGGCAUAUCACAUGUGUAAUUGUGAAGAUCUACGUCUUUUCUGCAAUGGAUAUUAUCCCGAAAUCAUAGUAAUGGAUCCUUUCAGUUUGGAAAUACUAUUUAUGCUUUCAUCCAAGCAGAACCCGGAUUGGAUUAGCGCCUUACAUGUACUGAGACCAGCGAAACGUAAAGAUGAUGUAGUACUGGCGUUAACAACGACUGGUAUGGUCAAAGUUUGGACUUUGACAGGUGCUGAAAAUAGACAUCAAGAACCAAUUUAUGAAAACGAGAGUAAACAGAUUAGAACUUUGAACGCUGUAUGUUUGCAGUGCUGCUGUUAUAACCAAAGAACUGUACUGGUAGUUUGUACCAAAUAUUGGCAAAUUUAUGAUGCAGGUGAUUUUAGUGUUUUGUGUUCCUACUUGGCUUCAAGAGGAGAGCGUUGGAUGUCUGGAGAUUUUCUUGCAAUCGAUAGAAUAAUAAUGUGGUCAGAUGCAGGAAAAGGUUAUCUUUACAAAUUACCAGCUAACAGUAUACCAGACCAUGCAGAUUUCCAUACACCAAGUACGGAAAGCGAUAGUCCAUUUCUAUAUUGUCUUCUGAAUCAACCAGACAGCAAGCCUUUGUCUUGUCCACCAUCUAUGCAUUUUAUAACAACAACAAGAGCAAAUAAAACCAACAAAUCUAGAUAUUUGAUAAGAGGUGAUUCUGAAGGCAUUGUGAUGGUAUGGAGCAUACCUGAAAUAUCUGCAGCGCAAUUAGAGGAAAUCCAAAGACAGAAACUACCUCAACCAGUAACAAUGAAAGCCACCCUUACCACAAGUUUGACAGAAGCGUGGGCGGGAAUGAAUCCGAGUCCAGUUGGUAUAUUGGAUCAACUUGAAAAACAGGAAUGUCAGUCUAUCAAAUUGACUGCAAGUAUUUACCUACCCUUGCAAAGUAGAUUAGUUGUUGGACGGGAAGAUGGAUCGAUAAUUAUUGUACCAGCAAAUCAAACAGUUAUGCUGCAAUUACUCCAUGGAAAUCAUCAACAAUUUAACGGUUGGCCUCAACAUCAAAUUUUAUCCGGGCAUGGGGGCAGGGUGAACUGUUUAUUAUAUCCUCACAGAGAACAUUCUAGAUAUGAUAAAAAUCAUUUAGUAUCUGGUGGAGUAGAUUUCGCUGUUUGUUUGUGGGAUUUAUAUGGUGGUACAUUGCUACAUAGAUUUUGUGUCCAUGCUGGGGAGAUUACACAAUUAUUAGUACCUCCGAAUAACUGCAGCGCUCGGAUUCAAAAGUGCAUUUGUUCUGUAGCGUCCGAUCAUUCUGUCACUUUACUUAGUUUAGCGGAAAGGAAAUGCGUAUGCCUAGCUUCGAGACAUCUUUUUCCAGUAACGACAAUUAAAUGGAGACCUAACGAUGAUUUCAUGAUAAUAGGAUGUUCCGAUGGUACCGUUUACGUUUGGCAAAUGGAAACGGGUCAUUUGGAUAGGGUGUUACAAGGUAUAGCGGCCGAGGAGGUGUUAUAUGCUUGUGAAGAGAAUGAAGCGAAUAACACAUCAUCAGAAGUUGGAUUGGCGAAUCCAGCUGUACACUUUUUUAGAGGAUUGAGACACAGAAAUUUGUCAGCUAUAAGGCAUGCCACACAACGAGGUUUGCAUCAGCUACAAAUGCUCGGAGCCCAUACGAACAAUGAUGAUCCCCAUAUGCAAAGGAAUCACAAUUCUCCACUGUCAAUACAAGGCCUAAGAACAAAUCCCAAAGAUCCUGAAAGUCAUAUCCUUUUUUUCGAUAUAGAAGCUUUAAUAAUCGAAUUAUUAAGUGAAGAAUACGAAACAAUGUCUCCGGGUAGUCUUGAAGCAGCUGGAUUAAUAAACGCAUCAGAAUAUUUGAAAGUAGCAGCUUUGACUCAAAGUGCGAGUCCUGAUGCACAUAAAAAGAUUGCCGAUUUUUUUGGGAAGAUGAAAAAUAAAGCUGAAAAUAUGGAAAUGAUUAUUAAGGAAAAAGACAAACAUGGAAUUUUAGCAAAAAUGAAAGAAGGUGCAGAAUCCGCUAUAGCAAAAGCCGAAAGUGUUUUAAAACAUUCCGGAGAACACUUCAAAGAAGGACAUGAAUCGACUUCCAAAAAUAGCAAACCAAAUACAUUAGGACCCCUCGAAGCUAGUCAUGGUAUGGAAAUAGCACAACUGCUUCUAUCUUUAUUACAUUCAUGGGGUUUGGAUAGUGAUUUAGAUCGAGUGUGCCAAGUCAAACUUGGUUUGCUACGGCCCAUGGUACCAAUAUCCUAUGGGGUUCUUUCCAAGGCGAAUCACAUGUCACUCUUCCUACCUACAUGGCACAAUACAAUACCAGUAGACGAAGAGCCUCUUCCAAACGAUUUAUCUCUCACGAACAGCAUACCACCCGAGUUGAUAAGACAAGAACAAGUCACUAGAAUAUUUACAUCUCGAACUCAUUGGGAACUUAGUACAACAUUAACUACUAACCAUCUUUUGGCAAUAAUCGCUCUUAGUCAUACUUUAAUGUCGAUGAGCAAUGCUACUUUUGUUCCCGAACAAGAACGAAAUAGAAAACUACAUAGGCAAUCCACUCGCGUAAAUUGGUCUAAGACUGAUGAAGAACACGAAGAAAUGUUUACACAACAACAAGCUCAAAUCAAACAAGGAUGGUCUCUAUUGGCAACUUUACACUGUGUCCUUUUACCUGAUAAGGUUGUCGAACAUGGUGCAAAGAAUUUCAAGAGACCCCAAGUCGAAAUGAUGGUAAAGAGAUGGCAACAUCAUUGUGUAGAAGUUCGAGAGGCUGCGCAAACUUUAUUAUUGGCGGAGUUGUCCAGAAUGGGUCCAAAAGGUAGAAAGCAACUAGUGGAAUCAUGGGCGCAAUACCUUCCACAAUUUACCCACAUUGAAACUAUCAACCAACAAGUAAAUUCUCCGGUACAACAAACUAAUGGAAAUGCCAAUCAACAACCGCACACUCCUGAUCCAGUGGACGAGGAAUUCGAGGAGGAAGAAGAAGAACAAAUUCGAAAACCGUCCAGUCUAUCGGAGCUAAAGAAGAAGCAAUCGACUGCUGUAAUAAUUUUAGGUGUAAUAGGAGCCGAAUUCGGACAGGACAUCACGUGUAGUGAUAAUAAUAAAAGACGUAUGAGCGAAGAUAGAAGAAAAAGUUCUGUGGUUGAAGGAUUCGGCCCAGGUAACAAUAAUCUAGCAAGACUGACUUCAAUGGCGCUAUCUCAUUUGCUGCUAGCCCCUCCUUCCCCCAAAUUGCCAGCACACAUUCCGUUAAGAAGAGCCGCCAUCGACCUCAUAGGCAGAGGCUUCACUGUAUGGGCCCCAUUCUUAGAUAUUAGUAAAGUAUUGAUAGGUCUGUUAGAACUAUGUUCGGAGGCAGACAGACUAGUACCUAGUAUGACCUACGGACUACCUCUUACACCUCAAGCUGAUUCGUGCAGGACAGCUAGGCAUGCACUAACACUUAUAGCUACUGCUAGGCCAGCUGCAUUUAUAACCACAAUGGCCAAAGAAGUUGCUAGAUAUAACGCCAUACAACAAAAUGCGCAAACUCUGAACAUUAACAUGAAUAACAACGUGUUGCAUAAAGCUAAACCUGAAAUUCUUAGGGGAGUCGAAUUGUUGAUAGAAAAAAUGCAAAACGAAAUGUCAGACCUUCUUGUCGAAUUAAUGGAUAUAAUACUGCAUUGUUUGGAUCCAAGUCAAUUGAAAAAUAAAGGAUUGCAGGACGUGUUUCCAGCUGUUUGUAGAUUCAGUCAAGUAUCACAUUGUCCAGCCACAAGGAGGAUAGCGGUUGGAUCUCAUACUGGUUCACUUACUCUCUAUGAACUUCGACAAGGAAAAUGUGUGAAUAUACGAGCGCAUUCUUCUGCAGUUACUGCGUUGGCAUUUAGUCCAGAUGGAAAAUUUUUAGUUAGUUAUGCAUCUGGCGACAAUAGAUUGAGUUUCUGGCAAACCAGCACUGGUAUGUUCGGUUUGGGCCAAUCGCAAACGAAAAAUGUCAAAUCUUACAGCACAGCGCCUAUAGCUGAUGUGGCUCGAUUAAACCCGAUGCGUCUCGCUAGAUUAAUCUGGAUGAACAACAGAACUGUAUCCCUGAUGCUGGCAGAUGGAUCUGAAACAAGGUUCAACGUGUAACUGAAAGAAAACUUAGGUAAUGUGGCCUUCAAGUCUUUUUAUUAUAUCGUACAGUUACCUUUCGAAUCGCCGUAUAAUGUUCCCAAUUGCGCAUGUCUACGGUGUUAGUUUUACCAUUAUUAUACGAUUUUUUUUAUCUGUGUAGUGGUAUUUUGAUCGAGAGUCUACUUCUACUGACAAUCUGUAUUUAUUAUAUUUUUAUAUACACAGUAUUAGUUUACAUUUGACAGGAGUCAGUUAGUUGAUUGUAGUACAGAACAAUAAAUGAACAUAGUAAGAAGAUAAUAAAACGUUGCCAGGUUGCAAUAAAAAUUUGUAGCAUUUUUGGAUUUUAUUGCAAUUAAAUUUUGUGAUCAAAACGUUUGAACCGUUUAUAACUUUACAUUAAUAGUGUUACUAAUGAUAUGAAGAUGAAAAAAAGCGAGAAGAAACCAAAAAAGUUGUAUUAUCUAGCAAUAAGCUCAAUUUAGUGUUGUAAUGUUGUCAUUUCAUAUAGAUCAUCACUGUAUACAUUAGUAUUAUAAAAAUGUACACUUUAUCUCUUCUUAGUUUCUUCCAAUCAUGAAUCCCUAUGGAUAUGUCCCUUAUCAGAGCUUUUUUUGACAUCUAAUUCUGAACUCCAGUACCUGUGCUGGUUGCAGUAGAGUUGGAUAUUUGUUCUUUCAGUUUUAGUAUCUAAAAGUAUAUUUUCGUGUAUGCUUGUAAUGGUGAGGCAUUUUGUAUCUAGGGGAACUUGACUUUUUUCGUCAUCUCCACAGAAUAUACACUUGUCAGUUUCAGCUAGAUCUAACCCAUAGGAUAAGCUAGUGAGGAGCAUUUUUCUACACCACAGAAAUCAAAAAGUUUUUGUGGUAUUUUUUACAAGCAAGCAGCUACAGCGUCCCUGUCAGAAGCUAUGUCAACAGUUUUGACCUUCUUAUAUAAGUUUUUUCGUGUUAAAUGAGAUUCUUUCUCCACGGUGUACAUUUUAAUAUGUCCACUCAUAGACGAAGUACUUGGAUCCAGUGGCGUUAGGUUGAGUUGUUUUAAAGGUGAGUUGGCUGUGUCUAUUUUGGUACCAAACUACCACAUACCUAUUUCCUUGAGCUGGUUGAAGUAAAUCUUUUGGACACCAAUUUCUUUCACUUAGUGAGUGCAUUGAUUCUUGUAUAACUAGAGUCCAAAUUAUUUAAACAAGUUUUUUUCAGUACUCACAUGCCAACUUCGAGGUAAUUAAUGAAUUGGGAGCUCAGUACUUAAAUUACUGCUUAACUAUUAAAAUUCUGGGGAAACUCGGUGUUUACAGCUGAUCAAUCAAUCCCACUCUUUUCAAAAAGUUUAGUGGGUUGGCUUCAAUUGCCAGAGAUCUUUGUCUUCUACUUCAUACAUUCCCAGGUGUAGUGAUCAAAACUUCUGUAUACUCUCACACUUCAAGAGAAUGUGGGCAGAGGUUUCAUCCACUACUCAACAGAAUCUGCGCAAUGAUGAUCUGCUAUAGCGUUUUCAGGUGUCUAUUAAGGCAACAGUGUCCUUGCGGAACUCCUGUUGGUAUUCCUACUUAGGCCGAUACAUUCAGGAGAUCUUCUUUGAUUAUAGUUUCUCAGGAAUGUAUUUGCCUAUCUCAACCUCUGUAGGUUGUCCCAAUAAUUGAUUUUAUCCCUAUCUACCUUCUUUUCCAAUGCUUUUUCUAUUAUAAUGUCGCUGAUACUGAUACUUUAGCGAAUCUUAUCAGCUAUUGCGUUUCUCUCCAUUCUUGUGUGUUCCUAAAUCCAUUGCAGGGUAACUUUUUUAAAUUUUUCUUGCUUAAUCCGUUCAACUUGUCCAAGCAUUCCCAAACUACUUAGAUUUCAUGAUAUUAGAUCUUAGAGCAUUAAAGGUUGUUUGGCUGUAGGACAGGAUGAUGAUUUCCUGAUUUCCUAUCUAGAUUGAACUGGACACAUUUUUAAAUUGCAUAAAUAUCUGCUGGGUGUGUACCCCAGGCUUUUGGAGUGUUUGGUUCUAUGCCUGUACACUCUUAAUCAAUUUCUGUUGUUUUAAAGCCAUCCGUGUACUAUUUGAUGGUAUUUCUGUUCAUUUCUCAUAUGGUGUUUUGAUCCCACUUGCUUCCUUAGUAUUGAGGUGAUUUUUUUCUCAAAGCUAAACUUUAUUGGUAUUUAAUCUUGAGACGCUUAUUGGAGGUACUCAUAUUUUCGCCAUAAAAACAAAUUGGGAUACGAUAUGAGAUAUCAUUGUCUCAAAUCGGCCUUUAUGUUAUAACCCAUACGCCUUUUAUUAUAAAAUGUCUGUGGCUUGCCUUAACCCCAAAACUCUUAUAAGGUGGUGAUAGUGUUUCAAUGCUAGUUAGUCUUGUAGAUUUUCUCACAAAUGUACUUUGUACACUUUCCUUUUAUGUCUUCAAGGUCCUUAUCAUCUUGUUGUUUGUUGUUUAUUUACAGAUUAUAAACGCAAAUCGUUUUUCCUACUUAGUUUAAGAUAUUUAAGUGAAAUUGAUUAGGCAAUAACAUUUAAUCGGUGGAAUUAGAUACUCGAUGGAAAUAAAAAAUGAAAAACGACGAGCGACAAUAAUUUGAAAAUGACGAUCGUUAUUAAAAAAAAAAAGAUAGAGAUAUAUUAUAAUUACUUUAAAAAAUUGAGCUGAAUAGGGAAAUAUUUAUCAUACAAUGCUUCAGACUAAUGUGCCUACAAAGUACAUAUUAUUUUGUAUAUAUUUUUUUAAUUUUAAUUUAUUCCAAUUUUACAAUAAUACAUUAAUAUAUGAAAAAGUUUUAUUGGAUUUUAUGUUUUUGCUUAAGAUCUCACGGAGUCGAUACAAAAGGCGCUUUUGAACGUUUUAUUUCUGGUUCUAAGUAAAUAAUUCUUGAGAAUUUAUGUAUAGAACUUCAUGUGACUCUAGAAAUACUGCAUUAACUAUUCUUAAUUCACUUUUCCAGUUGAUUAUAAUAAUUUUAUUGUAGUUUUUGUAAAAAAGCAAAGAUAUUGUACAUCUAGUAGGCAUUUUCAAAAAUUGUUGGUUUCUCGUUUACAAUUUUUUUCAAAAAGUUGUGAAAUAGUGUAUACGAUAACAAUUAUUUUCGCAUGAAUAUUAUAUCUUUCAUAAAUUAUAAAAAAAACCUGUACAUUGAUGAAAUUCUAAUGAAUCUAUAUGGUAUAUAAUGUAUCUAGUGAAAGCAUGUUAAUGUACUUUUCAUUUUUAGUUAAAAUAUUCAUUGUGGUAAGUGUAAAAAAUUUUCUCUACAAAAUAUGACUUUGUUGGAUAUUUUUAUAUAAAAUAUGGUGAAUAUCGCAAAAGUUUCAAAUUCUUGUCACAUAUUUUGUUGUAUUUUGGACAAACUACAAUGACUUUCUCUUUAAACUUCUUCUAUUUUCUUUAUUCAAUAUAUUUCACUAGGAAUUGGUUGUACCUCCAGCUCCUGUACCAACUGCUACUACUCCUAUUCCUUUUCUAGAGGACAAACUAUUAUCUAAAAGGUCUUUUCUAUCAUUGAGAGACUAAGACUAUAGUAUUAGGUUUCAUAAUAAUAUAUUUGGACAAACUAAAAUGACUUUCACCGUUUACAACCAAAUCAUUUGGAGUCUCAUUACACUUCUUCUAUUUUCUUUUGAUAUAUUUCAGUAGAAAUUGGUUGUACCUCCAGCUACUUUCAGAGAACUUACCAACUAUUACUUUUUUAAUGAAAAUUUCAACAAAGUCAUCAUGUUUAAAUUGUAAUUUUAACAAAUUUUGAAUGUGAAAUUAGUAUUUACUAGUCACCUUUCGAGGUUUACUUUAGCUUUUCACACACAAAAAAACCGUUUCCUGUGAAAAUUUUAGAUGAUAGUUUCAAUUUUUAAAACGCAUGUUUGAAAAUAAUAAUAACGUUAAAAAUCUAUUGUCAAAUUUGUUUAAUUCUAGUCACUUAUCCUUCUAUCUAAUGUCAUGUUUCUCUUUGUAUUAUAAUAAUAAUAAUAAAAUAUUCUGUAUAAACAUUAUAUGUAAAGUAUUAAUCUAAAAAUUGUUGGCAACAGCAAAUGAAAAAUAUUUUGAUUGAAAAUUUAUUUUUUUUUGUUAUGAAUAGUGCCUCUUCACGUUAUAUUAAUAUAUCGAGUAAAAUUUUAUUAUUUAUUGUUAUGCAGGGCUUAACAAAGAUAUAUUUUCAAUAAUUAACCAUUGUCAUAUGUCUGUUUUGAUAAUGUUCUCGAAAAAAAACUUCUUUUUAAAACUAUUUCUCUAUUUUACCUCAAUAUGAAAUAAGACUCCGUAGUAGUUUUACAUAUAAAGUUGAAUCGACUGCUGUGACCUGAAGAUUUGAAAUAAAACACAAAAUUUCUAAUCUUAUCAAAAUUUAUUGAAUCAUUUUCAAAAUAGACUUUAUUUGGAGCGAUACACACCUACCGAUGCUAGUUGCUGUUUCCAAUUUCCAAGAUGGGCUUCAGCUUUCGAAAUUUUCUUUGAUUUCAUCGUUGGAGAUAAAAAAUGAGAGUAGAGUCUCUAUAAGCCUAAAAGGAAUCAUUUGCUACGACAGUAGAAUACUGUGGAGGACUUAUUCGAAGAGCUGCUGUAUGAAGGCGUUCAGUUCGGUAUUGUAAUUAUAAAAAAAUAAAAUUACUCACAAGACGUUAAGGGGACAAUUUAAAUGAAAAAUUUCAGGUACUAUAGUCAUUUAAAUAUUUGUUUUUACGUUUCCAUACAUUUUUGAAUGGUUUCCUGAUCAUGGACAGAUGGUCCUUCGAGCCUUCUCUAAUUCAUAUCUGAUUGUUUUUGCAAAGGUAGUAAAUAGUGAGAAUAUGUUAGUAAAAAGACUGUUUUAAUUGUAUUAACCUAGGCACUAAAUAACAACGAAAAUAUUCACAAUAAAUUUUCAAUUAAAAGUGAAAAGUAGUAUAGUCAGUGUUGAAAUGAUAUAUAUUUAUAUAAAGUACAAAACUCGUGUAUUUGUACGAAUAUUGCUACGAUCUUGUUUUCGAUUUUAAAAUUAAUUGUGUAAAAGAAUUAUAUGAUACUAAUUAAAUAUUUAGAUGAUUAUAUCAUUUAUCGGUAUAAUGUUUAUAAAAUAUGUAUAUAAAUGUUAUUUAUUUUUAAAGUUAUUAGUUUAGAAAAUAAGUAUAUAAAAAAAAUUUAUUUUAUUCCUAUUUAGUGAAUGCUGUAAAAUGUUGUUGAUCAAUUUUUAUUAAACAAAUUUCAAUGAUAAAUUUUUUUUUUCAAUUUGUAUUUAUUAUAAAAUACAUUUUAAAAAUCAGUCGCAAGCUUUAAAUAAACUAUCCGAUGCUGAUAUUUAAUCCUACCAUCCAAAUAAAUUUUAUUUCAUAAUUA
Messenger RNA from Diorhabda sublineata, 9846 nucleotides. RefSeq names its product WD repeat-containing protein 7 (gene Rbcn-3B). The record is from RefSeq and is a predicted model, not a curated record. The transcript is spliced from 27 exons. Gene Ontology annotation, cellular component: cytoplasm. The coding region runs from base 123 to 4577 and encodes 1484 amino acids. NCBI's taxonomy places the organism in Eukaryota, Metazoa, Arthropoda, Insecta, Coleoptera, Chrysomelidae. Gene Ontology annotation, molecular function: protein binding.